UUGUGCGCGCCGGCAGAGCGAAGUAUCUGCUCAGACUCGAGGUGAGGAAGCGGACCACCUGUGACAUCAGCUGAACGAGGCGCUCAACCAGAUCCACAUCGGCCGAAUAUCGAGGGAUGAGCAUUGACGGAUGCGGUGAUUAAAAAUAGAAAGAAGCAAGACAAGCAGUAUGGACAUGAACAGCUCUUGGGGGAUCGAUCACAUUCUCGACCUGGAUUUGCUACCUUGCGUUGCUGAUAUCACCAACAUGUUGGUGACUGUUCAUGCCUUCACCUGGCUGCAGACACUGCUCGUGAUGACUCUCCUGGCACUCAUUUCUUACUGCAUCUUCCUGCCCAUGAAUUAUGUCAGAGACUUGAGUGACGUGGGGUACGAUCAUCUGCUGGAAGACAGUGGCCUGGGUCUGGCCCGGCGCAAGGGAAGAAACAAGAGCGAACUGGUGAGGGAGGUACGAAGACUGAGGAAAGUCGGCAAACUGCCGCCUGUGUACCCCAACGGCUGGUUCUCGCUGCUCGACUCUACAGAUCUGGCUCCAGGGAACGUGAAACAUGUCGCGGCUCUAGGUGAGAACUUCGCAGUGUUCCGGACGCUUGCAGGCGUCGUGCACAUCCUGGAUGCUUACUGCCCGCAUCUGGGAGCCAAUAUGGCCGUAGGCGGUGCUGUUCGCGGGGACUGCCUCGAAUGUCCUUUCCACUUAUGGCGCUUCAAAGGCGAAGACGGGAUGUGCUCUGCCAUCCCUUACAGCGACAAAGUGCCAGACUUCGCUCGAGUAAAGAAAUGGCCAUCGUGUGAGGAGAAUAACAUCAUCUUUGUGUGGUACCACGCCGAGGAGGAAAAGCCCUCGUGGCGUCUGACCUCCAUUCCCCAGAUUCAGACUGGGCAGUGGCGGUAUGGGGGACGCAAUGAAUUCAUCGUCAACUCGCACAUCCAGGAUAUCCCAGAAAAUGCAGCAGAUGUGGCUCACCUGAAUGGUGUUCACUCUCCAUCCCUACUGGCGGGAAGUGACCUGCGAUAUACGAGGAGGCUACUGUACAGCUUUGCACGCCAUAUAUGGAGUGCCAAAUGGCAACCUAAUCCAGAUGUCCGUCAUCAGUCUACCAUGCACAUGCACCAUGAAUUUCGUCUCUUCAACAAGAUCCCGAUCAUUGUCUUGGAUGGUCACAUCAAACAAAUUGGUCCAGCCUAUGUCGAACUGUACCUGUCUACUUCAUUUGGAACACUGACAUUACUUCAGACUGUUACACCAGUUGAGCCCCUUCUACAGAGAGUGGUGCACCGUAUAUAUUGUCACCCUUUCCUCUCUCUCUUUGCCAGAUUCAUCCUGUAUGGAGAGUCUAUAAUGAUUGAACGUGACAUAAUGAUAUGGAAUCACAAGACUUACAUUGAGAAACCUCUUCUGGUAAAAGAAGAUCAGUCCAUUCGCAGACACCGCCACUGGUUCAGUCAAUUUUACUCAGAAAAUAGCCCCCAGUUCAGCUUCCAGCAAGAGAAUACAGACUGGUAACUGCUGUACUCAUUGAUUAUAGAUCUUGAACUGUGAAUGUCAACAACAUGAUACCCUAGAGAUAGCACCAUUAUUGGGUACUAGAGCUCUUCAUUUGGAGCAUUUGUGUAUAAUGAGUGUCACUGAUAUUUAGGUUUCAAAGCUGAUAAUAUUUCAACAUUUUGCUUCCUCAAGUUUCACAGAGUAACAGAAGAAAUUUAACCAAGUUAGUGGCUGUGACUGACUCCAUAUCUUCUAUUACAUAUGCAAAUAGAACCAAACUUUGCAUUUAGGAACCGCUCAAAUGUAACAAUUUGCAGGAAAGACUUUUUUUGCUUCUUAUUAAUUCCUCCAGCAAAAUUAAUACUGUCAAAUUAUCAGAUCUCAUCUGUGAGAUUUGCUGAGUUCAUAGUGAUGUCAUGCCAAUCUGACAGAGAGAGGCAGAGGAAGAGAGCUUGUUUUGUCUAAAGCAUUAAUGAUAUCAUUCAUUGUGAAAACAUUUUUACCUCACUGCACUUCCAUUCUGAAAGCUGUUCUGACAAUUCUUGUAAUACAGAACCAAUAAACGAGUAAAUUAUAUAAAAAAUGUAACAAAUGUAACUAAAUAAAUAUGUUACUUAAUUCAUAUCCUAUGCAA
Molecule: messenger RNA, 2120 nt
Organism: Cryptotermes secundus
Lineage: Eukaryota; Metazoa; Arthropoda; Insecta; Blattodea; Kalotermitidae
Gene: nvd
Product: cholesterol 7-desaturase
Exons: 10
Coding region: 170-1504 (444 amino acids)
Biological process (GO): cholesterol metabolic process; chlorophyll biosynthetic process
Cellular component (GO): chloroplast
Molecular function (GO): chlorophyllide a oxygenase activity; 2 iron, 2 sulfur cluster binding
Source: RefSeq, a predicted model, not a curated record